Messenger RNA from Amoebophrya sp. A25, 1499 nucleotides. The record is from the annotation of a GenBank genome assembly. NCBI's taxonomy places the organism in Eukaryota, Dinophyceae, Syndiniales, Amoebophryaceae.
AUGGACGUGUCUCCAAAUGUUGUGGGACUGCAACCUCGAAGAGGGGCACGUACACUCUCUUCUACAUAAAGAUGUUAGUCCCACUACAUCGAGGAUGAUGAUGAUAUUACUUGAUGAUAUUAAUCAUUAGUGUUGUUGGCGCACUAGUGCUAGCCUAAAACAUCCACAAGAGGAGCGUAGAUACAGUAAAAUUGUAAAAAGCUGACAAUUUUUCCCAAAACUUAAACUCGGGCUCAAAACACUUACAUUUACUGCUAUAUCACAAGUAGUACCUACGUACGUACAACAUUCCCUCACAGUGAAAUAGUCUUUACUGUACUGACCUCAGCGCGGCAUAGCGAGAGUGGGCCACCACCGGAACCGAAGAAAUUUGCCUAUCUAAAAGAAGGGCUUUUGCUGCAUGGGCGAAUACGGAGAAUAUCGAAAAAACACAAUUGGGGUUGGCUCUCUAGUGAGAGUUGCUACUGCGAUAUCCUGUUUACACUCAGCGAGUACUUUUUUUUCUUUGAUAUUUCUUUGUCAGUAGUAGUCGUCCGAAGUAAUGUCUUUGUAUCCUAUGAAAACUAUGGGUUAGCCUACUAACGAUCCAAGAUGAAUUUCUGCAUCAACACACACCAGCGUGCAGCACGCACCUCCGAGUCACCGCGUACCAGAGGGGUGCUCAUCCUUGCCACCUGACGCAGACCCUGCAUCUGGAUUUUUAGAUCUUACCAGCGGUAGCAAGUCAGCAGGAACAAGUCAGCAGUCAACAGGAGCUGAGCAGGGCAGUGCCACCACUGUGGGAACCACAACUGCGGGGGCCACUUCUGUUGAGAAACCAACUACCGAGACGAAAGGGGCUACUAGUACAACUAAUGUUGGAGCUAGUAAUGAUGUUGUGGAUCCUGGUGCUGUCACCAAUACUACAACCAGCUCUACUAGUAGCGAGCCGGUGCCGUUGAAGCGGGACGAUGUCGUGAGCUUUCACAUCCAGCUAAAUGACAGGCGUGUGAUAUAUUUGCUAGAGCAAUAUAACGCGGACAUGGGGAGCACGAGUUUAGCAACAUUGCCAUCUUCAGCAACGCCGAAGCACGUCGACGGCGCAGCUCUCGUGAAGACAGCGAGCACUGCGAGUUCCUCGGCAUCUGCUACAGUUACGACGAAGAGUGCGUCUACAGUUUUUGACAAAAAAGAUUUAAGUAACAUUACAUAUAGUUUCAACAUCUUUUUUUAUAGCCUAUUUCACGCCAAGCACUAGUCCACAAACGAUGCCGCGUCUACAGUAGUACUAAGAUUAUAGUCGCAACAUCUUUUUUGCUUGCCAUUCACUAUCCAGUUUAUUCUCUGCCAGUCGCGAUCCACUUGAUUUUUGCUUAUACCACAAUAAAAAUAUCGAUAUCAGAUCCUUUGAUCUGCCGUAGUUGAGAAAGCUCCAAUACACGGGGACCUAGUACUUCCGGCGUCAGAGGUAGUAAAACAGCAGAUACACCAUCCACUGCGGCGUAUGCGGUCUCUAGCGG